Messenger RNA from Entrophospora candida, 287 nucleotides. The record is from the annotation of a GenBank genome assembly. NCBI's taxonomy places the organism in Eukaryota, Fungi, Glomeromycota, Glomeromycetes, Entrophosporales, Entrophosporaceae.
GAACAUCAUUAAAAAUAUUAUAUUACAAUAGUAAUUAUGAAGUUGGGUGUGUUAUGCGACUUUUUGAUGUAUUAAUUCCAUUAAGUUCUUAUUCACAAUCACAAUCUGUAUGUAACUAUUUAUAUGGACUAACUAUUUUCAGAAAUGCUGUAUUAGAUUCAGUAAGAGAAUUUGAAGAAUUUGAAGAUGAGUUGAAAUAUAGAAAUGGUUUUGAAAAUACACUACAAGUAGAUAUUAGUGAUGAUUAUGAUCUAAUUUAUCCUUCACCAAAAAAACAAAGAGGAUAA